CAUCACUUCCUGUAGCUUCCCCAGCUACAUUCUCCAUCGUCCCUUGAGCAGGGGAAGGAACGAUGUCAGGUGUUGGGGGAGGAAAACGUCCCUCAGGGGGGGACAGCCCCCCUUGCCCACCUGAGAAGAAAAGCAAGAAGGAGGAGAAGACCACCACCACACUCAUCGAGCCAAUUCGAAUAGCUGGGGUCUCUUCUACGGAGGAGAUGGACAUGAAGGUGAUCCAGUUCAAGAAUAAGAAACUAUGUGAGCGACUGGAGCAGAGACAAACCAUGGAGGACGAGUUACGAGAGAAAAUUGAGAAGCUGGAGAAGAGACAAGCCACCGAUGACACCACCCUGCUGAUUGUCAACCGCUACUGGUCACAGUUGGAAGAGAAUGUGCAGGUUCUACGCAAACUAAUUAAGCCAGAUGCUCCAGUGGCGUCUACCCCGCCCUCGGCACCUCUCCCUGAUCCCACACCAAUGGAGGAAGAUGGCGUCAAUCUGGUUUCACCAACCUCAGCAGUUCCUCCACCUCCCCUUCCAGAAGUUCAGGAUGACGGCGAGCAGGCAGAGAAACAGCAGGAGUGUCCAGAAGAGCGUCAGGUGGAGAAGCAGCCUCCUCUUCCUCCUGGGGGGUCAGAAGAGUUGAUGACAACGACAGAGCCGUCAAAGAACUCAACAAAAGAUGCGUCACCACCUCCUCCUCCAUUAAGUGAUAAUGUCAAGGGCUUCCUGACCACGCUGGAGCACAGCAGCGAGGAAGAGCUCACCCUGCACCUCCAGGACCGCAUGCAGUUCAGCAAGGAAGCGAUUGCCUGCCUGGUCUGUGUCUUCGACAGGCUGCACAGUCGAAUUGACAGUAUGUGCAAGCAAGUCCAAGCUUCAGCAUGUGAGGACAGUAGCCAGUCUGACAUCAUCAAUGCUAGCCACACUCUGCUGGAUGAGAACAUUCGACUGAGGGACCUGGCCACUCUCCUGCAGGGUCGUCACCACAAGAUGUCUAUGGAGUACAAUGAGUUGGUGGACAAGGUGACCAGCUCCGAGACCAAGGUGUCUGAGAUGGAGACGACAGUGGAGGACCUGCAGUGGGACAUUGAGAAACUCCGCAACAGGGAACAAAAGCUCAACAAACACCUUGCAGAGGCCAUGGAACAGCUGAAGUCUGGAUACAGCAGCACUGGUAGCUCAGGCGGGCUUCCUGGAGGUCAGAUUACUCUGAAUAUUCAGAAGUUUGAGAGUCUCAAUGCAGAGUUGGAGCACAACCAGGAGUUAGCAAACAGCCGCAUGGCAGAGUUGGAGAAACUGCAGGCGGAGCUCCAGGAGGCUGUGAGAGAGAGCGAGAAGCUCAAGAUUGAUUUGCGCAACAUUCCAGAAGAGGUUGUGAAGGAGACUAUAGAGUAUAAAUGUCUGCAGUCUCAGUUCUCCGUGCUGUACAAUGAGUCGCUCGGGGUCAAAACCCAGCUGGAUGAAGCACGGGCACUCCUGCUCACCGCGAAGAACGCCCACCUCCGACAGAUUGAGCACAUGGAGAGUGAUGAGCUGUCCCUUCAAAAGAAACUACGUACUGAGGUCAUCCAGCUGGAGGAUACCUUGGCUCAGGUGCGCAAAGAGUAUGAGAUGCUGCGCAUCGAGUUCGAGCAGAACCUGGCAGCCAACGAGCAAGCAGGUCCAAUCAACAGGGAGAUGCGACACUUAAUCAGCAGCCUUCAGAACCACAACCUCCAGUUGAAAGGGGACGUGCAGCGUUAUAAGAGGAAGUUGCGGGAAACACAGAUGGAGAUCAAUAAGUUGCGUUGUCAGAGCGGCGACACGGCGGUUCUGAUUCUCGAGGAGACAACGAGUGACAGCGUCGACUUGAAGAAAGAUGACGAUGAGGACCACGAGGAGGAGGAGGAGGAGAGGAGGAAGGAGCUUGAGAGACAGCGGGCCAGGGAGCGGGAGAGGGAGGCUGAGCGAGAACGAGAGAGGGAGCGUGAGAGAGAGAGGCAGCGCAGCGACGAGCUGAAGAGAAAAGACUCAGACACACUGAAGAUGCUCAGAAUAGAACUCAAAAAAGCCCAGGAGUCCCAGAAAGAGAUGAAGCUCUUGUUGGACAUGUACAAGUCAGCUCCCAAGGAGCAGAGGGACAAAGUGCAGCUCAUGGCAGCUGAACGCAAAUCUAAAGCUGAGGUGGACGAGCUGAGGAUGAGGGUACGAGAGCUGGAGGAGAGGGAAAGGAAGGAAAGCAAGAAGCUGGCCGAUGAAGAUGCCCUCAGGAAGAUCCGAGUCGCAGAAGAGACCAUUGAGCAUCUGCAGAAGAAACUUGCCGCAACUAAGCAGGAGGAGGAAGCCCUGCUGAGUGAGAUGGACGUAACGGGCCAGGCCUUCGAGGACAUGCAGGAGCAGAACAGCCGACUGCUGCAGCAGUUGAGAGAAAAGGACGACGCCAAUUUCAAGCUGAUGAGCGAGCGGAUCAAAUCGAACCAGAUCUACAAGCUGCUGAAAGAGGAGAAAGAGGAGUUGGCGGACCAAGUCCUCCGAUUCAAAACCCAGGUGGACGCUCAGCUGCUGGUUGUGCAGAAGCUAGAGGAGAAAGAGGGCGUCCUCCAGUGCACGCUGGCCGCUCUGGAAAAAGAGCUGGCUGUCCGGACGCAAGGACUAGAGCUCAACAAGAGGAAGGCGGUGGAGGCUGCCCAACUGGCAGAAGACCUGAAGGUGCAGCUGGAGCACACGCAGGCCAAGCUGAAGGAGAUCCAUGUCUCUGUGGCAGAGAACCGCACGGCCCGAGAGAGGGAGAGCAGCAACCUGAAGCGAGCACAGGAGGAUCUGUCCCGGCUGAGGCGGAAGCUGGAGAAGCAGAAGAAGGUGGAGGUUUACUCUGACGCUGAUGAGAUCCUGCAGGAGGAGAUCAACCAGUACAAGGCCAAGCUGCGCUGCCCCUGCUGCAACACCCGAGACAAGGAGACGGUGCUCACCAAGUGUUUCCACGUCUUCUGCUACGAAUGUCUGAAGAUGCGUUACGACACCCGGCAGAGGAAGUGCCCCAAGUGCAACUGUGCCUUCGGAGCCAACGACUUCCACCGCAUCUACAUUACCUAACUCACGUGGAGACGGAGGAAACGGCAGAGAGAGAGAAAAAACAACAACCAAAGGAGAGAAGAGAAUAGAGACACAAGAACUGGAGAUUUAUCUAAAGAUGGGAGACGUUUUUUAGGUGGGGGGGAGGGGGGGGGGGGGUAUUGAGAUGAGUUUGUUUACCUGUUUUAAUCUCUCUUUGGAAAGACUUUUACUGCGUCAUUACCAGUCGCUGAUUAAUGUGGUGACCAAACAGUGACACAUCUUACUGAGAAUUGUGCUGUAGCUAAUAAACACAGUUGUUUGUGCAAACCGU
Platichthys flesus (European flounder) is the source of this 3354-nucleotide messenger RNA. RefSeq names its product ring finger protein 40 (gene rnf40). Lineage: Eukaryota; Metazoa; Chordata; Actinopteri; Pleuronectiformes; Pleuronectidae. Gene Ontology annotation, cellular component: HULC complex; nucleus. The coding region runs from base 63 to 3062 and encodes 999 amino acids. The transcript has 20 exons. Gene Ontology annotation, molecular function: metal ion binding; ubiquitin protein ligase activity. The record is from RefSeq and is a predicted model, not a curated record.